Messenger RNA from Mizuhopecten yessoensis (Yesso scallop), 5002 nucleotides. Its product is annotated as solute carrier family 23 member 1-like. Bases 390 to 2285 code for a protein of 631 amino acids. Lineage: Eukaryota; Metazoa; Mollusca; Bivalvia; Pectinida; Pectinidae. The transcript is spliced from 12 exons. Gene Ontology annotation, molecular function: transmembrane transporter activity. Gene Ontology annotation, biological process: transmembrane transport. Gene Ontology annotation, cellular component: membrane. The record is from RefSeq and is a predicted model, not a curated record.
GUAGGCGCGGCCAUAUUGAUCACGUGACCUGUCCGCCAUUGCAACAGUGAUCAAACGUGACAAAUGUACAAUCGAGGAGGCAGCGAAGCGUGUGCUGUUGUUGGGUGCUCCAACAACCGUAAAAAAAUACAUGUUUGGAAAAAGGCGAUGUGCGAGGGUCAUGGAAUUAUUCACGAAGACUGUCCGUGUUGUGUUCCAUAUAGCCUACCCAAAUUACCCUUGGACGAGGAAGUGAAGCGGGAAUGGGUGGCGGCCCUACAUCGGAAAGAUCUUCCAAAGAAUGUGCGUGUGUCACUGUGCUCUCAAUAUGUCAUCGAUGGCCGCCCGACAGAGCAAAACCCAACUCCAAAGAUUAACCUUGUGAAAAGUGUCCAAGUGACCCGGCCUGCAUGGACCAGAAUGGGGAAGCGGAUGGAGGGAAGGAGAACGGAGCGGCCCCGGCGCAUGUGGUGCUCUCAACGGAGGGGAUGGACAUGGAGGAGUCUGCACAGGAACACCACCCGCCGAUGGAGACACUCAUCUACAAAAUUCGUGACAAUCCUCCCAUGCACCUAACUAUUCUCUUCGCUUUUCAGCAAGCCCUACUUUCCCUGGCGAACCAGUUGGCGUUGUCCCUGAUGGUGGCACAGGCAGUAUGUGGUGAUAAUAGCGCGUGGUUCAAAACCCAGCUUCUCAGCUCGACGCUGUUCAUGGAUGGCAUUACGACUAUACUUAUGGUUUUAUUCGGCGUCAGGUUGCCGUUGUUUCAAGGUGCCGCUUUUGAGUAUGUUGUACCGUUGUUGGCCCUUCAAACGUUGGAUCCGGACAGAUGUCAUAUCGUCCAAGUAUCAGAACAGACCGUUUUUAAUGAGAUGACAGGCCAGAACGCGACUGUCUUGGUCAACACGACAAUGGACGCGGACCAGGUCAUCCUGACUAACACGCAAAGUCUGAUGGGAAGUCUGAUGGUGGCGGGUUUUAUCCACUUCCUGAUAGGGGCCACUGGACUGGUCGGCUUUCUACUUCGCUUUGUGGGCCCUGUGACUAUUGUACCAACUAUACUCCUUAUAGGGUUGUACAUGACCAGGACGGCCGUCAAGUUUAUAGAGGUUCACUGGGGUAUAGGGCUUAUGACGACAGCUAUAUCCCUGCUUUUGUCCCUCUAUCUUGGACGAUUUAAACUGCCAAUUCCGGUCUGGACUCGGAAACGAAGCUGUCACGUGAUCAGAUAUCCUCUUCACCAAGUAUUUGCUCUUCUGAUCGGUAUGAUGGUGGGCUGGGCGGUCAGUGGAGUGUUCACGGCCUGUGGACUGUUCAGUGAUGACCCUAAUGACCUUCAGUAUAAGGCCCGUACCGAUAUUAACCAUGAUAUCGUCACUAACGCUAGCUGGUUCUACUUCCCACAUCCAGGACAGUUUGGCCUCCCCGGCUUCAACGUCAGUGUGUUUGCCGGUUUUAUGCUGGCUACUGUGAUUUCUAUCUUGGACUCCAUUGGGGAUUAUUACGCUUGCGCAAAGACGUGCAACGCUCCACCACCUCCAUCACACGCCAUCAACAGGGGCAUCGCGGUGGAGGGUCUGUGUACGUUAAUAUCUGGAGUGGUCGGAUGUGGUCACGCCACUUCAACGUACGGCGGCAACGUGGGCGCCAUCGGCAUCACAAAGGUUGGAAGCAGGCAGGUGUUCCUUCUCACCGGUAUAAUCUACAUCGUCUUCGGUUUGAUAGGGAAGUUUUCAGCUGUCUUCAUCACCAUUCCUUACCCCGUUCUAGGGGGCGCUCUAGUUGUCAUGUUCGGAAUGUUUAUUGGUGUGGUUUUGUCCAAUCUCCAGUACGUUAGUCUUACGUCCACUCGGAACAUUGCUAUCAUCGGAACCUCCAUAUUGUUUGGUCUCAUGGUACCUUAUUGGGUGGAACAAAACCCCAACGGAAUAGAUACAGGUAACCCCGACACAGACCGUGUGCUGAGAGUGAUCCUUGGUAACGCUAACUUCGCGGGAGCCGUGUUGGCGUGUUUCCUUGACAACACUAUUCCAGCCACGAAAGAAGAAAGGGGGAUCACCGCGUGGCAGAACGUGGUAAAGCAUAAAGCUAAAGAGGAUCCACACCAAGGCAAGGAGGAAAUAUAUGAGGAAUCUAUAGACAUUUACGAACCAUUGCUUCCAAAGGCGUGGAGAAAACAUUAUAUUCUCAAAUACAUACCAUUUUUACCGGAUCCUGACGAAUACAACAUUGUCAGUGAUUGUGCCUGUUCGUCUCCGACAAAGUGCUCCUGUAAAGACAUUAAGUUGGAGACGGCCUCGUUAUGAGGGUACACUUCUACUUUAGGGAUCCCGUAAACUCAUUUAGAUUGUAUACCAUAUCAUCGAACGCCAAAAGUUGUUUUUAUUUAUUUAAAUCAUUAAUCAAAAUUGGAUAUUUAUUAAAUGUAAUAUUUACCAAAACAAAUUAAAUCCGAAAUCGGUAUUUGAAUAAUGUAUGAGAUUAGAUUUUAUAUUUGUCAAGAUGAUCUUAACUUAACAUUCGGUUAACUGUUUAACUAAACAGACGUCAAUUAGCUUAUUUUAAUUUAUAUCUGGAUCCGAAACCUGCUGAAACGAUUCAUUCCGUUCAAACGUUUCUUAUUUUAGAACAUAUGUUUAUAAUGUUUGCUCGACUCUGGGGCCAUUUUAUUAGAAUCGGUUGAUAAGUUGUUAUUGUUAUCAUAUCCUUUGACUGAUUGUGUUCGAAUGAUUUUACUUUUGACAAGUAUUAAGAAUUGAGUGUGUUCAGUUGGCUGUAAUUUCAACAUACACCAAGGAAUAAGUGUGUUGUUGGGGAUACAACCUCUAACGAGUUUGUUUUGCAAGGGAGGAAUUUGGAAGUAAUCAUGCUAAUACAACAUAGUCAUUAACUUGACAUUCAUAAAUCAACAGUAAAUUUGAAUGUAACUGAAACUUGUAGCACUUUCUUUGUGUGAAAUGUUUCCAAUAUAUAGGUUUGCUAAUGUGAUUCAUGUAAACAAAGCGAGUUGUCAGAACGCUCGUCAAUAUCAUCUCUAUAUGGUACUUCUUACUAUAACAUUUUACCUUAUUGUAGAUGGUUCCCUAGAGAAAACACAAAAUGCUCUUACAAAAAUCAAAAUCAUGCAAUCAUAAUCGAAAUAUCUCAAAAUAUUAUAGAAUACGUAAACGUAAUUGUGUUGACAACAUUACAUAAAUGCAUUUAAUUACAGCUUGUUAAGUUGGCCUUGUUACAUUGUGAUUAGUUGUGUUUAUAACAUCACAUUAUGUUGAUAGUUUUGGUUUGCUUAACUAUUCGGUAGAUACCUAUGUUUUCCGAAAUAAACGAUUCAAGAUAUUCGGUUCUAGACAGGACAACAUCUACAUGUAUUACCCGGAUCGGUCUGCUUCCAAAAUAAUUACAUGUAUGUUAGAUCACUAACCAAGUGCGUUUUUGUAUAGAAUUAGUAUCAACACUCAAAUACCAAUUACUGUUCUAUUUACUUUCGUAGCAUUAUUAUUUAUAGCACUUCAGAAAGCAAUUCCUUGUCACAUUCCUCUAGAGGGUAAAUGUUAAAGGAAGCCGUUUAUUAAAGGUUGAUAUGCAUUCCUUUAGAAGAAGUGGGUUAUUGGGUCCUCAAAAAGGUUGCAGGUUUAGCAACCCCUGUACAUGAUGAUAGUUUUGCAGAUGUAAAAAUGCUGGGUUUUGUUAAACAUAUUAUUGUGUCUGCAAUCCAUAUCAAAUAUUGGGUUAUGUUAUCAUUAUUAAAUACUGGGUUCUGUAAUCCUAAUAAAGUACUGGGUUAUGAAAUCCAUAUUAAUUACUGGGUUCGGUAAACCAUAUUUAUUACAGGGUUCGAUAAUCCUUAUUAAUUACUGGGUUCUGUAAUUCUUAUUAAAUACUGGGUUCUGUAAUCCAUGUUGAUUACUGGGUUCUGUAAUCCAUAUUAAAUACUCGGUUAUGUAAUCCUUAUUAAAUACUGGGUUCUGCAAUCCUUAUUAAAUACUGGGUUAUGUAAUCCUUAUUAAUUACUGGGUUCUUCAAUCCUUAUUAAAUACUCGGUUCGGUAACCAUAUGUAUUACAGGGUUCGGUAAUCCUUAUUAAAUACUGGGUUCUGCAAUCCUUAUUAAAUACUGGGUUCGGUAACCAUAUUUAUUACAGGGUUCGGUAAUCCUUAUUAAUUACUGGGUUCUGCAAUCCUUAUUAAAUACUGGGUUAUGUAAUCCUUAUUAAUUACUGGGUUCUGCAAUCCUUAUUAAAUACUGGGUUCGGUAACCAUAUUUAUUACAGGGUUCGGUAAUCCUUAUUUAAUACUGGGUUCUGCAAUCCAUAUAAAAUACUAGGUCCUGCGAUGCUGAUAAAAUACAUGGUUCGGAAAUCAACAUCCAAUACUUGAUCCUGUGAUCCUUAUAAAAAACUGGUUUCUGUAAUCCAUGUAAACGUUGUUGGUCAUUUGAUCCCUAUAAAAUACUGAGAUCUGUGAUCCCUUUAAAAUGGGUUUUAUAAUCCAUAUACUGGAGCUUUUUUUCAGUAAUUAGAUCUGGAAUAUGUUCCCAUUUUGUCUACUCGCAUUGUGUAUUUGAUUUCUCGUGUCGUGCUAUGAUAUUAUGUAUAUUUUGCUGAUAUAUUGAAAAUGCUUUUUGUUUAGUUUUUAACAUUUUUAUAUGUCUGUUAAUAUUUUUCUUUAGAGAAACUUUUAUUAACUGGUAACAGUUAAUACAUCAUUCGCAUAGUACUGCAGUACACAGACCAGUAUACAAUUUACUAAUUAGUCACGAAAAACAAACAAGUACACACUGUUCUAAAUAUACACACUAUUCUAAAUAUAUACUCUGUUCUUAAUAUACACACUGUUCUAAAUAUACACACUGUCCUAAAUAUUCACACUGUUCUGAAUAUACACACUGUUCUUAAUAUACACACUGUUCUAAAUAUAAACACUAUUCUUAAUAUACACUCUGUUUUAAAUAUAUACACUAUUCUAAAUAUACAAACUGUUUUAAAUAUAUACUCUGUUCUUAAUAUACACACUGUUCUAAAUAU